AUGUCAUCCGAGUGAGUCAGAGUUUUAUUGCCUUACUCUUGUAGUCUAGCAAUCGACCAACUGAUGGAUGAUCUGGACGCCGACAAGUCUGGAAAAGUGAGCGCCCCAGAGCUUUUGGCAGCCCUCAAAGGUUCAGGACUUGACUUGGAUACAGUCAAGGAGUUUAUCGCUUCCAUUGACAAAGAUGGUGAUGGCCAACUUGACAGAAAUGAAUUGCGAGCCUUUUUCCGACAGCUUGGAUAUUAAAUGUAAAUAUGAAAGCCGAUAUGUUUAUAUUUUUUUAAAGUUUACUAACAAAGUAAUAAAGGCGUUCCCGCUGACACCUCUUCUGGAUUUGGAAUCGUUUAUCGCACAGUUUACAGAAGCACUUUGAAAUAUACGUGACAUGAAUUAAGCUCCACAUUUAGCAACUCCUUCGGGCAUAGCGAAUAUUUUACUGUCCAAUGCGCCGAGAGCGUUUUAAGAAAACACGUUUUAUGAGGCGUUAGUUAACUGCAGUAAGACAUUUCUGUCCCUUUUCAGGAGCAAUAAUAUUGGCCAAACGCCGUCUGUUGAAUACGCCCGUCGAUAAAGUGCUACUUUCUAGAUAAUUCAACUACCUGAUACCGUUUUUAAAUUUUGCGCUUAUUAGAAAGGACUUUUGGAACUACAAUGGGUGUGUUAACCCGUGGAAUGUUGGUCGAAAUUCUGAAAUACACUUUCGCUUUGAAAACAUUACUUAAUUAGGGCUAUAAAAUUAGUCAUCAUGCAGCAUAAUUCUAUAAUACCUUAGUUACCUCAGGGUGUCAGCUUUCGAACGAACGUCUUUCUGGUCGCGUGGGAAAGCCACAUUUUGUAAAAAGGGCCACUUAAUUGGCAUGAAUUUUUCUUAUUGAUUUGGUCGAAAAUUACGUCUUCUUCCAAUUUUAUACUCGAAGGAAGGGUACAAUCUGAUUUUCAAAACCUUUCUAAUACCCAAAAAGUCUUGAAUCCGACCUGCCGCUAUACGUACGUCCAGGGCUUACAAACUAAAAGCCGUAUAUUUUCCGGGUACGGGAAGCCGAACAUUUCUCUACGGUAUUAAGAGGAAAUUAUAUGGGGUUCAUAAAGUUUGGCAGUGGAUAUGUCAAAUUGUAAACUUUGCAAGCGACGUUAGAAAAUGCAGAGGACCGAUGUUUUAUGAACGGCCAUUGUACGGUAUUAAAACAUUUCAUAAUUAGAAACUUUUUCAAAACCGAAUUAUAUCUUCUAUUCGUGUAUAAAAUUGGGAAAAGACGUAAUGUUCGACCAGAUUUGUAGAAUAAUGAAUAUUGUGUAUGAAUGUUUUCCAUGAAAUAUAAUUCAGUUUUCAAUGGCUUCGAAAAUCAAUAAGAAAAAUUUAUGUUAAUUAAGCAACCUUUUUACAAAGUGGGGUUUUGCAUGCGGCGGGAAAGACGUUCGUUCGAAAGCCAGCAUCCCGAGGCAACAGAAGUUUUAUAGAAUUUUUUUCCUGAAGAUUAAUUUUGUAAGCCUACAUAAGUAGUCUUUUCGAAACGAAGAUUCAGUUCAUAAUUUCGAUCAACAUUUCACAAGUUAACACACCUACUGCAUUUGUAGCGUGUGAUGUACAUUCCACCAUAAGAGAAAAUUCCAGACAGUCUGGCCGAACGAAAUACAUGAUUUGCUGGGGAAAACAUAUUAUAAUAUAAAAUUAACGUUGGUGAAUGUGCUGCUGUUAAAAUUAAAAACAGGUUAGAAUUCGCGGAACGGGAGUACAUCAGAGAUGCCCGAUCAAAGAUGACUCCGUAUGCACUAAAGAGUUUUGUAAACAUUCGAAUUUUACAUGCCUUUAAGUACUAGAACAGGCGACUGUGAUCUGUUUUCGGUCUCUCAGACGACAUACAGUAGGUGGGCCAAAUCAUGAAGUGUCAACCGAAAUUAAGAAAUGAGUCUCGUUUCUAAAAGAUUGAUCAAGUAGGAUUGUAAAACUAGUCAAUCUGCAGUAUAAUUUUAUAAUAUUUCAGUUACCUCAGGAUGCCGGCUAUCGAGUGAACUUCCUUCCGGCUGCAUGUAA
Molecule: messenger RNA, 2032 nt
Organism: Spirometra erinaceieuropaei
Lineage: Eukaryota; Metazoa; Platyhelminthes; Cestoda; Diphyllobothriidea; Diphyllobothriidae
Source: the annotation of a GenBank genome assembly